GUGACCCGGAAGUAUUUUUUUGUUGCUAACGAGACACUUAUCUAAGGUCGUCUGCUCGUCUUUCACGCUACUGAAAAUGUCCAAAUUACAGGUGUUGAAUGCGUUUCUUACUCAGAAAUUAACAGCGGUGGCUGUGGAGAUAUUUGGGGCAGUGGAGAAAAUGAUAACAGUGUACGAGGAAGAAAUGUCCCGCUCAAAUGAGGAGAGCAAACGACUACAAAGACUACUGGAUUCGGCUUACAAACCAGAGAUAAGAUUACAUAAAACAGAACCCCAGCAGCUCACUGUCCCAGUCCCUGAGGAGGUUCCCUCUGAGCAGCAGCACUGUGAGCAGGAGUGCAGCCCAGGUCUGGAGCAGGAGGACUCAGACCCUACACAGAUUAAAGAGGAACAGGAGGACCCAGAUCACACACAGAUUAAAGAGGAACAGGAGGAGAUCAGGACCAGACAGGAGGAAGAGCAGCUUCAGGGGCUGGAGUCUGAUAUCAAAGAGUUCAUAUUCACUCCUUCCUGUGUGAAAAAUGACUGUGAUCAGUACCCCCCUCAGCACUCACAUCUUUCCCAAACCCUAACAAUGCAGACCAGAGAGAGGGACUUAGUAUGCAUCAGCACAACUACAGAGAUGGAAACUGAACCUGAUGGCGAGGUUUACAGGGGAACAGAAUCAAACAGUUACUCUCCACCCGUCCCUGUAGUAAAUGGAGCUCAAUGUGAAGUCGGUGAAAAUGUUAACGGGGGGGUGCCAGUCUUAAAGCUACUACCAGUGUUAAAGCUACUCAAAUCAAAGAGAAUGUGGACAAAUGAGAGACAAAAUUCCAGUACCUCUGCAGAGGGCUGGAAAACCGAUGCGAUGACCAAUCAGAAAUCAGCCAGUCAUGGCAAUGCUGCUCCUUGUUGCAAAGUGUGUGGGAAGUCUUUUAAAUUUCUGGUGGCUUUAAUUAAUCAUGCGCAAACAGUACAUGCAAAUGAUGCAAAACAUAUGUGUGGUGUGUGUGGAAAAAACAUGAACUCUUCUCAAUGUAUGAUAGAACACCAACAAUCUCACAUUGCAGAAAAACCUUUUUGUCAUAUUUGUGGCAAAUGUUUCCAUUGUAAUGCUAAACUGAGAACGCAUAUGCGUGUCCACACAGGAGAGAGACCAUAUUGGUGCCAAAAAUGUGGCAAAGGCUUCAGGCAGCAGCAAAACCUGAAAGAGCAUAUGAGGACUCAUACAGCGGAGAAACCGUAUCGGUGCGAAGAAUGUGGCAAAUGCUUCAAACACUCAAGCAGCCUGACCGUGCAUAUGAGGAACCACACGGGGGAGAGACCAUAUAAGUGCCAUUUUUGUGAGAAAUGCUUUGUCUCAGCAAGUAAACGAAGUCUCCACCAACGGAUUACAUUGGAAAGAACUGGAAACUGUUUCAGUGCAGCCAGUGCAGCAGAAGCUUUAGUCAUGUGGGGACCCUGAGAAAGCACAUGAAGAACAUGUACAAACAGUGCCCCCAAUUCCAAACCAACACCGCACCCCAAGCGACUCACGUUGCGUUCCUUCCAAUGUCACAUGUUGCUGAAUUUAGAGGGUCACUUUCAGAAUGGAGAUUCUAAUUAGCCCCUAACCCCUCAAGAAUUUUCACUGAUUCAUCUUUGGGAGAACAAUGAAAUCUCCUGCAGUGAUCAUUCAGUGACAGAAGACAUGUAAUGUACACAGAACAAUGUAGUGUGAUACAUUUAAAUCUUAUCCAGAGUGACAUACAUUUUAUUGCGUUCAUCUUAAGGCGAGGUUUCCCAAAGUAGGUCCUAGGCCUCCCCGAGUGCACGUUUUUGUUUUUUUGCUUAGCACUACACAACUGAUUUCAAAUCAUCAAAGUUUUAUGAGGUGUUGGUUAUUUGAAUCAGCUAUGUAGUGCUAGGGGGAAGAAAAUAAAAAAAGUUCACCCAGGAGAAACCCUUUGAGAAACCCUGUCUUAAGGUAACUAGGUGAGACAAGACCAUAUAUCACAGUCGUAUAGUGUAAAAAAUAAAUAAAUAAAUAAAUAAAUAAAAAACAUGUUUAAAAGGUGAAGAUGCUGUAAAUCUACAUAAAUGCAUAUAGUGACCACUGAAUUGCUGUUACUGUAGGAUAGACAGUCCUACACCGUUCCACAUUCUGUGAUAAUUUAUUUUUGAAUUCAUUGUUUGUUUUUUGUCUACCAAGCUGAGAAUAUAUGGACAAUCUGUGCUGUCAUGUAGGAUGUUUAGGAUGUUCAUGUAACGGUGUUGUUAUUGAGGCAUAGUUUUACUUUGUCUGUAAUAUCUCUGCUGUGAGAAAAAUGGAAAAUAAGUUUAAAAAAAAUAAGCGCUCUCCUUUGUCUUUUGCCGCCAUGCAGCUUAGCAAAUGUUAAAAUAAAAUAGAUAUUGAAUUGAAAUAAUUAAAAAAAUAUGUUUUGGCUUUAGUGUGUGUGCUUAGGCUACUUAAGGCAUUUAAAUCUAUUACACGAUUAACUGAAUUGAGAACAGAGACUGAAUGCAAUAUGACAUUUUAUUAAAUAGUUUGGGAAAUGGCCUUCUCUUGAGGGAAGAUCCUCGGAGCCAGAUGAUGUGAUUACAAUUAAGAGAAUUUGGGUAAGUUUGACACAUAAAUACAUUGCAAGAGUUACUCCCAUUGGUUGAGAGAGAGGUUGUAAUUGUAAGUAGUAAGCAGAGUAAGCAGAUAUGUUAAACAGCGAGUGUGAGAAAUGUACAUUUUUGUGCCAUGCUCAUACUGUAGGCUAUAAGGUAAGUAGGUGUAUGACAUUUCCCACGGCUAACAGAAAAGAGAUAUGAUGAUAACAUGUGUAACCGCUAACAUACAUUCCCACUAAGCACAUAGAAUAGGAAACUGAAUUAUGUAUUGCAUAAUGUAUUAAGUUAGUGAGUAUUCAGAACAGCUUAAUGAUUGACAUUUUUCAAACUACAUUGAGUAUGAGGAUCAGGAUGAGUUAUAAAGUCCUCAAUAUCCAAAUUCAACCUCUGGGCUAUUUCACAUCAUGAUAAACAACUUAUUCUGCAGUCUAAUGGAAGUGUGAGAGCCAUAUUUGAGCACUGACAAAAUCCCAAACAGAAGCUUUUACAGCCCACUUUACCCCAAGACACACCCCUAAACUUAAAACCUAAACAACCCACUUGGCCAGGAUGGUCAAACCCCAUUAAAAUGUGGUGUUAAAUCUUGGUCUUUUUGCCAACCCUAACUCUUUUCCUAACCUUAACCUAAUUAUCCUAGCCUGUUACAAAAAGUCAAUUCUGACAGACUAUACCCCUUCAAGACAUAACCAUACAGCAUUGUCCUUCAGUGUUGUAAAUAGUCCCUAACCACGUUGCCAUCCAGUUAUGAGUAAAGUCAUACUGUAUUUAAACAAAUAAAAACGACAGCUGUGAUGGAAACAGGAAGUUUCGGUACGAUUUAAUAAAUGCCGACAGAUAAUUAGUUAGUUUAACAUGGUGAUAGAUUUUUGUGUCGGUAAAAUUAUUAAGCGAGAAAUGGCGCUGCGAAUGCUUUUAU
Molecule: messenger RNA, 3496 nt
Organism: Oncorhynchus tshawytscha (Chinook salmon)
Lineage: Eukaryota; Metazoa; Chordata; Actinopteri; Salmoniformes; Salmonidae
Product: zinc finger protein 23-like
Exons: 2
Coding region: 77-1447 (456 amino acids)
Biological process (GO): regulation of transcription by RNA polymerase II; central nervous system development
Cellular component (GO): nucleus
Molecular function (GO): RNA polymerase II cis-regulatory region sequence-specific DNA binding; DNA-binding transcription factor activity, RNA polymerase II-specific
Source: RefSeq, a predicted model, not a curated record